UUCACCAGAUAAGAAAGAUGACGACAGCGGCAACAGCACUUGUAAUCCUCUGUCUGAUUGGAGUGGCAGCGGCGUCUGGAUGCCUUCCAUACAACUGCAAGGUCACGUGUCCUGGUGCCUUUGACAUUGGUCAAAAUAACGCUGGAUGCAAGAUAUGUUUGUGCAAAGCAGUCUGCCCGCCAAUAGUGUGCCCAGCUCACUGUCCUCUUGGAACCGAAAUCGGCUCUGACAAGGACGGGUGUACAAUUUGCAAAUGCAAGGUAUGCCCGCCUCCACAAUGUCCAAAGCAUUGUCCGCUGGGAAACGAAUUCGGCAAAGACAUAAAUGGAUGUAAAACCUGCAAGUGUAAAGCAUGUCCACCUACAAAAUGUCCGAAGCAUUGUCCACUAGGGAAAGAGUUCACGGAAGACCAACACGGCUGCAUAACAUGCAAAUGCAAAGUAUGCCAGCAUCCAACGUGCCCUAAACAUUGCCAAUAUGGGAAUAUGUUCACACAAGACAAACACGGCUGUAUAUCGUGCUCGUGCAAAGAGUGUCCGGAUAUAAAGUGUCCCAAGCACUGUCCAUAUGGGAAGAAAUACGUGGAAGAUAAAAACUGGUGUGUGCUGUGUAGGUGCAGUGAAUGCCCGCCUACGACCUGUUUACAGGUCUGUCCAUAUGGGAAAGAUUUCUUUAUUGACAAAAACGGCUGCUUUAUAUGUAGGUGUAAAGAAUGCCCGCCCACGGACUGCCCACGCUACUGCAGGCGAGGCACAGAAAUAAUCAAAGACAAAAAUGGCUGCAAGAAAUGCAUAUGUAAACAAUGUCCGCUUGUCAAGUGUCCACACAACUGCAAGUAUGGCAGACAGUUUGUCACAGUAAAUGGAUGCAAAGUGUGCAAAUGCAAACCUUCGCGGUGUUCGGUUCCAAAGUGUCCCAAGUACUGUAAAUAUGGGAAAGUCUGGACGACCGUCAACAAAUGCCGUGUUUGUAAAUGCAAACCUUCGCGGUGUCCGUCUGCCAAAUGUCCCAAGUACUGUAAGAACGGCAAAGUCUGGACGAUCGUCAACAGAUGCACUCUUUGUAAAUGCAAAACUUCGCGGUGUACGGUUUCAACGUGUCCCAAGUACUGUAAACAUGGAAAGAUUUGGACGCGCGUCAACGGAUGCAGUGUUUGCAAGUGCAAAAGUCAGACUAAGCCUCGCACGUGUUCGGCCUGGAUGUGUAAGAUGUAUUGUCGAAACCGCUGGAGGAAGAAUAAAUGGAGGCUGAGUAGUUGGAGGGGCUGCACGUCGUGUCACUGCAGCUUUCAUAAAGGGAAGUAGGUCGGCUGACCUGAAUGAGUGACGCUUUAAUCGGCCAAUGAAAAACUCCAAUCUUCAUACAAGGCGUGGUCGACACUUAAUUUAUCAAUAAAUGUAAUUUAUAUCGUUAUAAGCGGAAACUUUUCGAAAUAAAUUUUUAGCAAAUA
This is a messenger RNA of Gigantopelta aegis, 1450 nucleotides long. Its product is annotated as cysteine-rich motor neuron 1 protein-like. The record is from RefSeq and is a predicted model, not a curated record. The transcript is spliced from 15 exons. Gene Ontology annotation, molecular function: serine-type endopeptidase inhibitor activity. Lineage: Eukaryota; Metazoa; Mollusca; Gastropoda; Neomphalida; Peltospiridae. Bases 18 to 1304 code for a protein of 428 amino acids.